Molecule: messenger RNA, 495 nt
Organism: Suillus plorans
Lineage: Eukaryota; Fungi; Basidiomycota; Agaricomycetes; Boletales; Suillaceae
Exons: 4
Coding region: 1-495 (164 amino acids)
Source: RefSeq, a predicted model, not a curated record
AUGAAACAACCUGCGUUCAUGCAGCAAUCCUUGACCCAGAGCCAAACCUUUAACCUAUCCGGACAUAUCAUUACCUUGAAUUUCCGGAUCGAGGCAGCAGGAAACACUAGUAGUAGUAAUCAGAGCGGUGAGGCUAAAAAACCCAUCGUCUUAAGAGCGACGGAUGUUGACAAGAGCACAUCUUCAGCGGGGUAUAACGAGGCUCCUGUUCUUCUGCCAGAGAACAACGGCGAGACGGGCGAGGACUCCGUAGCCGAACUCAAAGAACGACUGCAACUUGCAGAUUUGCGCUACUCGGAACUGGAAGAGUUAUACAAAAACUAUAGACUUCGUUGGUUGGAGGAAUGUUAUCGGACCGGAAUCUUAGAAGAAUACGCACCAAACGGAAUCAGCACAUACCCUCCUCGUCAGAUCGCAUGGGACGCCCCUUCUCCUACUCAAAGUAAUGUGGACGACGGAAUCGAGGACCAUGAACAAACGCAGAAGACGUUGUAA